AUGCUACGAAGUUCCUGCCUCACCCAGCGGUGCUCAGUCGACUGUACGACUUUGAUUUUGGCUACGCAGAGGAAUUCUUCCACGCUCCGACUCGACGCCUUAUUACGACAGCAAAAGCCUUCUCUGAAGAGCUGA
Messenger RNA from Phytophthora nicotianae INRA-310, 135 nucleotides. RefSeq lists its product as hypothetical. The record is from RefSeq and is a predicted model, not a curated record. The coding region runs from base 1 to 135 and encodes 44 amino acids. The transcript has 2 exons. Lineage: Eukaryota; Oomycota; Peronosporomycetes; Peronosporales; Peronosporaceae.